Molecule: messenger RNA, 1089 nt
Organism: Lachancea nothofagi CBS 11611
Lineage: Eukaryota; Fungi; Ascomycota; Saccharomycetes; Saccharomycetales; Saccharomycetaceae
Source: the annotation of a GenBank genome assembly
AUGAACACUGAAGUAAAAUUCGAGGCAGUCGGAGUUGUCAAUUUUGAUCACUGGAAAGAAGCCAAACGGUUUUCUUACGUUCCACCGGCGUUGGAUUCAAAUGCAAUUGAGCUGAAAAUUGAAGUUUGCGGUGUCUGCGGCUCUGAUAUCCACGCGGCAGCUGGUCACUGGGGAAAGCUGUAUACACCGCUCGCAGUGGGGCACGAAAUUGUAGGUAAAAUUACAGCUAUGGGUGAUAAAGUAGACAAAACUAAAUUUCACAUAGGAGACAGGGUUGGCGUUGGAGCGCAAACAGACUCCUGUGGGGAUUGCCGCCGUUGCUCGAGAGGUUUACAACAGUCCUGCAAAGAUUCAGUUCUCACCUAUAUGUCCAUUGAUAAAAAGAAUGGAUUUAAGACUCAAGGUGGAUACGCAUCUCACAUUCGGGCAAAUUCGGGCUUUGUUUUCAAAAUUCCAGAAAACAUGGAUUCAGCCAUUGCGGCUCCUUUACUGUGUGGUGGCAUAACUGGAUUCAGACCUUUAAUGACUGCUGGCGUAAAGGAAGGUACAAGAGUUGGCAUUGUCGGUGUUGGUGGGAUUGGCCACAUGUCUAUUCAGUUUGCUAAAGCACUGGGGGCUGAGGUUACUGCAAUAUCGAGGUCGGACCGCAAAUAUGAAGAUGCGAAAAAGCUAGGUGCCGAUCAUUAUAUAGCAACUGCAAAAGAGGGGUCGCUAGAUAAACACGAAGAAUCUUUGGAUGUCAUCGUGAUGACUACCUCCUCGUUUUCGCAGAACGACAUUGAAAAAACACUCUCCUUAUUGAUGGCUGGUGGCCGUUUGAUAUUUAUCACCGCCCCCCCAGCUGACGAAAAAUUGAUCUUAACACCAUUUACCAUGCUCCUCAACCAAUAUCACGUCGGCGGCUCCUGUAUUGGAUCACCAAAAGACAUAGAAUAUAUGCUGAAGCUGGCAUCCGAAAAAGACAUUAAACCUUGGGUGCAACGGGUCAACAUCAGCGAGGAGAAUGUUUCAGAUGUUUGGCAGAAGAUGGUGGAUGGGGAUGUAAGAUAUCGCUACGUUUUCGAUGGUUACGAUGAGUAUUUCAAAUAA